AUGAAGAAUCAUGAAAAGAAAGAUCCAUUUCUCUUCUUCCCCACCAUAACCCCCUUGCCAUUUCAGACCCCUAAGGGGACCUGUGCAAAAUCAGUGAAGAUUGCCAUUGACACAGGAUACCGGCACAUUGAUGGGGCCUACAUCUACCAAAAUGAGCAUGAAGUGGGGGAGGCCAUCAGGGAGAAGAUAGCAGAAGGAAAGGUGCAGAGGGAGGAUAUUUUCUACUGUGGAAAGCUGUGGGCUACAAAGCAUGACCCAGAGAUGGUCCGCCCAACCCUGGAGAAGACACUUAGCGUCCUCCAGCUAGAUUAUGUGGAUCUUUACAUCAUUGAAAUACCCAUGGCUUUCAAGCCUGGAGAUGAAAUCUACCCUAAGAUGAGAAUUGGCAAUGGUUAUAUCACAAGGUCAAAUCUGUGUGCCACUUGGGAGGCUUUGGAAGCUUAAGAUGCUGGCUUGGUGAAAUCCCUUGGAGUUUCCAAUUUUAACCGCAGGCAGCUGGAGCUCAUCUUGAACAAACCAGGACUCAAACAUAAGCCAGUCAGCAACCAGGUUGAGUGCCAUCCGUAUUUCACCCAGCCAAAACUCUUGAAAUUUUGUCAACAACGUGAUAUUGUCAUUAUUGCAUACAGCCCUUUGGGGACUUCUAGGAAUCCAACCUGGGUGAAUAUAUCUUCCCCACCUUUGCUAAAGGAUGAACUUCUUAAUGCACUGGGGAAAAAGUACAAGAAGACAGCAGCUCAAAUCGUUUUGCGUUUCAACAUCCAGAGAGGAGUAGUUGUUAUUCCUAAAAGCUUUAACCCUGAAAGGAUCAAGGAAAACUUUCAAGUACGAGAUCUGCUUCUGGAAAUGUAGAAAGUAGAGUUGUUUUGUUUUGUUUGUUUAUUUUUUGGCGAAUUUUCUGUUCAGAUUAAUAAGAAACUUGU
Messenger RNA from Canis lupus familiaris (dog), 923 nucleotides. Its product is annotated as aldo-keto reductase family 1 member D1-like. Gene Ontology annotation, cellular component: cytosol. Gene Ontology annotation, biological process: steroid metabolic process. Lineage: Eukaryota; Metazoa; Chordata; Mammalia; Carnivora; Canidae. Gene Ontology annotation, molecular function: steroid dehydrogenase activity; ketosteroid monooxygenase activity; aldose reductase (NADPH) activity. The record is from RefSeq and is a predicted model, not a curated record.